AUGAAAUUAUUGUUGUUUCUAAUAUCUUUAUUUCAUAUUGUUCAAGUAUCAGUUGGAGCCAAAGUUAAUCCUUUGCCUGCUCCAAGGAAUACCACUUGGUUAGACAGUAAUUCUAUCGAAAUCAAUGUACCGGCUUUAACUCUUCGAUUAAACAGACCAAAUGAUGUUCUCGAAGAUGCAUUUAUAAGAAUUAAAGGACUGAUUGAACUGGUUAAAUGGUAUCCUGCAGCUACUGAAGGUCCAAUGUCAUCGAUGCAACCUUUUCCAACCGCUACUAACUUGAAGAAAAGAUUACUCAGAAGACAGAUUGGUGGCAUAUCCACAGUUGAUGUGAACGUUGAUGAUUUCAAUGCUGAUUUACAAUUAGGUGUCAAUGAAACUUAUACCAUUGAUGUUUCUUCUUCGGGUAUCACUAUUAAUGCUGCUACCGUAUGGGCUGCUUUGGAUGCCUUUACUACAUUUCAGCAAUUGAUCAUUUAUGAAAAUAAUCAGUUUUCUAUUGAAGGUUCAGUAUCAAUUUGGGAUCUGCCACUUUUUGGCCAUCGUGGUUUGUUAAUUGAUACUGGGAGAAAUUUCAUUAGUUUGGCCAAAAUCUAUGAACAAGUUGACCUUAUGUCAUUAAGUAAAUUGAAUGCUUUGCAUAUUCAUUUUGAAGAUACUGCAAGUUGGCCCUUAUUUAUCGAAGCUUUCCCUGAAAUGACUAAUGAUGCUUACUCUCCUCGUGAAAUAUAUCAGCCAGGAGAUUUAGUUAACUUAAUCAUUUAUGCAAAGAAUAGAGGUGUUAGAAUUAUUCCUGAAAUUGAUGCUCCAGCCCAUGCAAGAGCUGGUUGGCAACAAAUUGAUCCUCUGUUAAUUGCUUGUGGUAAUAGUUGGUGGUCAAAUGAUGUUUACACUUUUGCCACUGGUAAUGAGCCACCUCCAGGUCAAUUAGAUAUUUUGUACAAUAAGACGUAUGAUGUUUUAGAUACCAUUUAUCAAGAAUUAGGCACUAUCUUCACUGAUAAUUUUUACCAUAUUGGUGGAGAUGAAAUUAAUGGUAAUUGUUACAAUUUUUCAUCUAGAAUUCAAGAAUGGUUUGCUGAAAAUUCCACUAGAACUUAUAAUGAUUUAACACAAUAUUAUUUAGAUACCGCUAUUCCUAUCUUUGAGCAAAAUAAUCCAAAUAGAAAAUUAAUCAUGUGGGAAGAUAUGGUCUUAAAUAAUAACACCGUUCCAAAGGAUAGAGUCGUUUUGCAAUCAUGGAAUGGUGCUCAAUAUAUUCCGCAAUUAGUUAAAGAAGGCUAUGAUGUCAUUGUCUCUUCUUCUGAUCAUUUCUAUCUUGAUUGUGGUUAUGGUGGAUGGAUCACCAAUGAUCCUAGAUAUCUUGAUAUUCCAGCCAACGAAGAUUUUAAUAAUGGUAAUGGUGGAUCAUGGUGUAAUCCAUAUAAGACUUGGCAAAGAAUCUAUGAUUAUGAUUUCACAGCCAACUUAACUGAUGCUGAAGCUCAACAUGUAUUGGGUGCCGAAGUAGCCUUAUGGUCUGAACAAGUUGAUUCUACCGUCAUUACUCAAAAGAUUUGGCCAAGAGCAGCUGCAUUGGCUGAAUCGACAUGGAGUGGUAAUAGAGAUCCCGAUACUGGUUAUUUGAGAACAACAGAAUUAACUCAAAGAAUAUUUAACUUCAGAGAAUAUCUUGUUGCCUUGGGAUAUGAUGCUUCACCUUUAGUACCAAAAUACUGUAUAGUAAAUCCCCAUUCUUGUGACUUCUACAAGAAUCAAACUAUCUUAGACGAAUUUGGUUUACAACAAACAUAA
Scheffersomyces amazonensis is the source of this 1794-nucleotide messenger RNA. RefSeq names its product Hex1p (gene HEX1). Gene Ontology annotation, cellular component: membrane. The record is from RefSeq and is a predicted model, not a curated record. The transcript has a single exon. Gene Ontology annotation, biological process: carbohydrate metabolic process; glycosaminoglycan metabolic process. Lineage: Eukaryota; Fungi; Ascomycota; Pichiomycetes; Serinales; Debaryomycetaceae. The coding region runs from base 1 to 1794 and encodes 597 amino acids. Gene Ontology annotation, molecular function: beta-N-acetylglucosaminidase activity.